This is a messenger RNA of Bacillus rossius redtenbacheri, 1945 nucleotides long. It is a transcript of the gene Rpn6, whose product is annotated as 26S proteasome non-ATPase regulatory subunit 11. Gene Ontology annotation, molecular function: structural molecule activity. Gene Ontology annotation, cellular component: proteasome regulatory particle, lid subcomplex. Gene Ontology annotation, biological process: ubiquitin-dependent protein catabolic process. The record is from RefSeq and is a predicted model, not a curated record. The transcript has a single exon. The coding region runs from base 61 to 1329 and encodes 422 amino acids. Lineage: Eukaryota; Metazoa; Arthropoda; Insecta; Phasmatodea; Bacillidae.
UGAAUAUCACAUUGCUCUAAUGACAGAGCGAAUGUUGUAGGUUUUUAUGUGAACUUAAACAUGGCGGGUGCUGUUUUGUUUGAACGUGCAAGAUCUGUGUCAUCUUCAAAUGAAAGAGAAGACAGCAUUAGUCUUUUAAACAAAAUUAUUCAAGAACAAGAAGUAGCUGAAAAUGACGAAGAAAAAAUUCGUGCGAAGGAGCAAGGAAUCCUUCAACUCGGCGAGUUGUACAAGAAAGAGGGUAAGGCCAAAGACCUUGCGGAGCUAAUUAAGGCCACAAGACCAUUUCUUAGCCUGAUAAGCAAAGCUAAAGCUGCAAAAUUAGUGAGGUCUCUAGUAGAUAUGUUUUUAGAUCUCGAGGCUGGAAUAGGUAUUGAAGUACAGUUGUGCAAAGAAUGUAUUGAGUGGGCCAAGGAAGAAAGGAGAACAUUUCUUCGCCAGUCCCUGGAGGCCCGCCUUAUUGCAUUGUAUUUCGACACUGGCUUGUUUUCUGAAGCGCUCGCACUUGGUUCAACGUUACUUAGAGAGUUGAAGAAGUUGGAUGACAAAAAUUUGCUAGUGGAAGUUCAGCUCCUAGAAAGUAAAACUUACCAUGCUUUGAGUAAUCUACCUAAAGCUCGUGCUGCUCUUACUUCUGCUCGGACUACAGCAAAUGCCAUUUAUUGCCCACCAAAAUUACAAGCAGCAUUGGAUUUGCAGUCGGGAAUCCUACAUGCUGCGGAUGAACGUGAUUUCAAAACGGCAUAUUCUUAUUUUUACGAAGCAUUUGAAGGUUAUGACAGUGUUGAAUCUGGGAAAGCUUUGACAGCUCUGAAAUACAUGUUAUUGUCAAAAAUAAUGCUGGGCAAUCCUGAUGAUGUCCAGCAAAUCAUUAGUGGGAAGUUGGCGUUGAAAUACGCAGGUAAAGAUAUAGAAGCUAUGAAAUGUGUGGCUCAAGCCAGCCACAAACGUUCAUUAGCAGAUUUCCAACAGGCAUUAAAAACAUUCAAGGUGGAACUUGAGGAUGACGUUAUUGUGAAAGCCCACUUGGGAACCCUCUAUGAUAACAUGCUCGAACAAAACCUUUGUCGUAUUAUUGAACCGUACUCGAGAGUUGAAGUUGAUUACGUCUCGCAGUCCAUCAAGUUGUCGACUCAACAAGUAGAGAAAAAACUGUCACAAAUGAUUCUAGACAAGAAAUUCCAUGGAAUUCUAGAUCAGGGUGAAGGUGUGUUGGUUGUGUUUGAAGAAACGCCAGUGGACAAGACCUACGAAACUGCUCUUGAAACUAUUCAUAGUAUGGGGAAAGUUGUGGACACACUUUAUCAAAAAGCUAAAAAACUGUCCUAAAUUCUGUUUUGUGUUUGCUCAAGAACUAAAAAAUUUACAGAGCAGUGUUUGGCAAGAACUUUGCAGAUGUGAAUUCUUAUUCUGCUAAAUUAAUCCACUGUAAAAAAAUAUUGUGUCUUUGAAUAGUUGCAUCCAUUCUGAAAGAAUUUGUUUGGCUUGAUUUUUAAUAGCAUGCUUGUAGUUUCAAUAAACCAACUGUGGUAAACUUAUUAAACCAAAAUAAAGUUAAUUAUUCUAACAGGAUGGUGUGGCAAUAAUAAUUCUGUACACUUUUGGCUUUGUGAAUUAUUUCUAAAGUUUAGCCACAUGAACAUUGAUGUUGUAAACAAUGUUCUAUGUAGGAAAUCCUUUUUUAUAAUCUUUCAUUACAUUUAAUUUAUAGAUUAGUGUCAAUUUUUAUUAUUUUAUCCUUGCAUUUUAAUAAAGUUGUUGAAAUUAUUUGCUCGUGUGUCACAAAUCCAAGAACUUGGUUAGCUGGCAUAAAACAUGAAAACUUAACUAUUUUGUCCCCAUGUUUUGCACUUGUGGUCUAAAUGUCCUGCUUAAAAGGAGUGGUGGAAUUAAACAAUGCUGUAUUUGAAGUUCUCUAAUACAUCAUGUGUAUUUGUGUACAGUA